This is a messenger RNA of Annulohypoxylon truncatum, 1374 nucleotides long. RefSeq lists its product as uncharacterized. Lineage: Eukaryota; Fungi; Ascomycota; Sordariomycetes; Xylariales; Hypoxylaceae. The record is from RefSeq and is a predicted model, not a curated record. The coding region runs from base 605 to 859 and encodes 84 amino acids. The transcript is spliced from 2 exons.
GAUACACUGUAUGCACUUUAUCACAUAGGCGUACAGUGUAUUACAGUAUUAUUACUACAUGGGGCACUAAUUACGAGGUCCUUCUGCCAGGUACCUAGUAGGUAUUCCCGCCGUUAAGGCUGCGAGGGGUCCCCCUAAAUGAAGUUGGAGAUAACUUCUGGUACUAACUCAAACCCGUUAGGAUGAUAUCAAUAUACAGCAACUUUGGGGCUCUCCGCAGUGGAGAACCAGUGAGGCUCCGUGCCGCUAUCUCCAACGUCGACCGAUCGUCACCUGAAUCGGUUAAGUUUCAUGGGACAUGACGACAUCGCUACCGAUGAAAUUCUAGUUCGAGAUAUGCGAAAGCAAAGCCGAUGGUGGGGGGCCAAUGAAGGGCGACUCACUUAUCACUAAGAUGUCAAAUGAGUCGCCAGUGAGACGAGAAAGUCAAUCAUGCCACUUGAAAUGUAUGAAUGCUCACUGUCGUUUUUCAUUCAUAAUGCUGUUACCUCCGUGAAGAAGUCAAAUCACUCAAAUUCAACAACUUCAUAUGAAGAUUUCUUUACACCACGCUAAGCUCGAAGGACGUCACCGUGAUAACCACCUAACCUAACUGUCUAACAACAUGGGCUCUAAUUCAGCCAUGGCGAAGGAACGCCCUAGGUCAUUUGGGAUCGGAGGAGCCGGGAACAUCCGAACAUGGGAAGAAGCUGUCGUACACGACGCAAUGUCUGCUAGCGAAGCAGUAGAGCGCCGCAGGAGUAGCCUCAUGAGUCUAGGCUCGGUGGACAGUGCCGAUUCGAAGUCCUCUAAGAUCUCUGGGCGCUUUAAGAGCAUAUUUCGAAGUCGUUCGAAGUCAAUUCCCGAGGUCUCCGAGUAGAGAAUCAAGGAAUACACAUUGGUGAACAAUUGGUAAUUGGCCGAUAGCGAGUAAUCGUAAAGGAGUUGAAGGUAAUACCACGGGAUUGGCGUCGUUUAUCGGUUAUCUCAAGUUUGGAGUCUAUAUGACAUAUCUAAAAUACGGGCUUUCUUUAUCCGUAAGGUCCUGAAAAGCAAGCUUGGCUCUCUCAGUUUCGUCUCCUACAGCCAUGGAUCGUUUAUUUUGGUUUUCGCAUCGCAGGACCAUGAAGAGGGCCAUUGAAGCUAGGAUGGUGAUGCAAUAGCUACAGCAACAAUUUAGUGCCUAUCAAGGUGGAAGGGGAAGGUAUUUGAAAAAGUUUAUGCACGAGAACCAUAUAAUGGCCCAUGGGAUUAAGCCAUAAUUCAGGGUAAUAAGGGGCCUUGGUCUGGCUCUUGAUCAGUUGAGGGUCAAUAAUAUUUCCUAGUAUAUACGCAUUAGCUGGAUUGAGUUCCGGACAGCGGGUAACGAAUUGAAAGCACUUACCAACACAGUAC